Molecule: messenger RNA, 751 nt
Organism: Temnothorax curvispinosus
Lineage: Eukaryota; Metazoa; Arthropoda; Insecta; Hymenoptera; Formicidae
Exons: 1
Source: RefSeq, a predicted model, not a curated record
AUGUCACAACUAGCUGAUCGUAGACGUCAAUUACGCUCCAAUUCGACAACGAAACCGAGCGGUUUGCUCGAGGAUGCGAACGCUCAACAAGUUCGGACCCCCAAAACCCCUCACAAGGAAGUCCCUGGAGGUAGUGCGCAGCGUCGUGAUCCUAAAAACGCCACUAACGCGGUAGCUAAGGUUCCCUGCGGCACUCCUCGCCGCAGACCGCCUAAAUCUGCGGCUGUGACGAUAACUAGUGUAGAUCCGGAAAAGGUCUCAUAUGCGGGAAUCCUAAAACAAGCACGCGAAAGGAUAGAAUUGAGGUCUCUGGGAAUUGAAGACUCUAAAAUACGUCGCGGCAUCAACGGUGGUCUUAUCAUUGAGAUCCCCGGUGAAAACGGUGCCUCCAAGGCUGAUGCGCUCUCCAAAAAACUCAGAGAGGUCUUGCAUAACAAUACUGUGCGGAUCAACAGACCAACAACGACGGGCGAGAUUCGCCUUUGGAAUUUUGACGAUUUAAUAUCAAAAUCAGAUAUUCUCGAUAAGAUCUCAGUCAUCGGGGACUGCGACGAGGCCGAUAUAAAAAUCGGCAACAUAAGACCGUUGCGGAACGGACUUAAUUCAGUCUGGAUUAAGUGCCCUGUGACCGUCGCGCUCAAGAUCUCUGACUUAGAACGAAUAAAAAUUGAAUGGACAGUCGCUCGCACAGAAUUACUGAAAAAAAGACCAGUCCAGUGUUUUAAGUGCUGGCGAUAUGUUCAUGUUAAGA